CACACUAACCGUUGUCCUUCCUAAGUUUUCUCAUUCGUCCAGCUCCCAGAAAACUACCUUCGAACAAUCCCAUGUCGAAAAUUUCUUCCUCUUUUUCUUAAAUCCGGACAACUCGAUGAGCUUAUACUAUUAGCCAAAAUCUGUUGGUUCCCUUGAUCAACCCACGUUACAUAAUGUCUCUAAUCAGAAAUGGUUAUUGUCUUUUUCUCUAAUGUAUGGGUGCACGAGAAAUCAGCAUUUGGGUCAUAAAAUUGGUUUUUUUUAUAACGAUCUAAUGAAUGCCACUUUUCCUUUUUCUGACGAAUUUUGGUUCAUGUAAUAGUGAUUUCUGUGUAAAAUCUGUACGACAUUGAAGGGUUGUGCUUGAAGAGGAGAGGCUGCCAAGAUUUGGAUUAGGAAUUCCUAAUGAUGUCGAACUUGUAUGGAGAUUUUAAUCAAAAGAUUGAUUAUGUUUUCAAGAUUGUAUUGAUUGGAGAUUCUGCAGUAGGGAAAUCUCAACUGCUAGCUCGUUUUGCAAGAAAUGAAUUUAGUUUGGAUUCAAAGGCAACUAUUGGUGUUGAAUUUCAAACAAAGACUCUGAUUGUUGAUCAAAAGACCGUCAAGGCACAGAUUUGGGACACUGCUGGCCAAGAAAGGUACCGAGCGGUGACAAGUGCCUACUAUCGUGGAGCAGUUGGUGCAAUGUUAGUUUAUGACAUGACAAAACGGCAAUCAUUUGACCACAUGGCUAGAUGGCUUGAGGAACUCAGAGGCCAUGCUGAUAAAAAUAUUGUUAUAAUGCUUAUUGGUAACAAAUGCGAUUUGGGGUCUCUUAGAGCUGUACCAACUGAGGAUGCUCAAGAGUUUGCUGAAAGAGAGAACUUAUGCUUUAUGGAGACAUCAGCACUUGAAUCCACAAAUGUCGAAAGUGCAUUCAUGACAGUCCUAACCCAAAUAUACCGCAUCAUAAGCAAGAAAACACUAAAUGCAGCUGAUGGUUCUGAAUAUGAAAAGUCAGCAUCUUUGAAAGGAACAAAGAUCAUUGUUCCUGGCCAAGAUUCAGAUCCUGGUGGUAGAAAAGCUGGCUGUUGCAGGUCCUCAUGAUUGUUAUACUUAGAAAUGCUGAACUUUUAUCUUUUCUUCACUUGCCGCUUCAGAUUUAGUUGUUUAGGUAGCAAAGCUUGUUUUGACUGGAAAGUCAAGGUGUAAAAAUGAUAUUUUAGUAACAUAUAGGAUGAAAAGUGUAGCAGUAAUUGGAUCUGCCUAAUUCUAUGUAUACAGUAAUUAACUGCCUAGGGAAGGCAUCAAUAACAACCAA
Coffea arabica (coffee) is the source of this 1297-nucleotide messenger RNA. RefSeq names its product ras-related protein RABA4d. The record is from RefSeq and is a predicted model, not a curated record. Lineage: Eukaryota; Viridiplantae; Streptophyta; Magnoliopsida; Gentianales; Rubiaceae. Gene Ontology annotation, molecular function: GTPase activity; GTP binding.